CAGCCUGGACAGAUAUCACAUCAGUGGUUACCGAAACAACCGCAUAUACAUUAGAUGUUGGUUAUCUAUGGAUGGGACUUAAUUGUUUUUCCUCUGCAGCUUUUGUUUUAAUUAUGAGGAAACGUAUUAGAUCCACUGGAUUUAAAGAUUUUGAUACUGUAUAUUAUAAUAAUUUAUUGUCAAUACCUUUGUUAUUAGUCAUGAGUUUCAUUGUUGAAGACUGGAGCUCAAGUAAUUUUGAAAAAAAUCUUCCAAUAGAAAUUAGACAAACCUUAAUAACAGCCAUAUUGUUCUCAGGAAUAUCAGCAUUUGCUAUAUCAUAUACUUCUGCUUGGUGCGUUAGAGUUACUUCUAGUACAACUUAUAGUAUGGUAGGAGCAUUAAAUAAAUUACCCGUUGCCGCUAGUGGGAUGAUUUUCUUUGGUGAUCCAAUUAAUUUCGGAAAUGUUUCAGCCAUCAUCGUUGCCCCACAAAGGUCUAAUAAACAAAAUUCUUAUUUACCAAUGUCUGCUUCAAGUCAUAGUGUACGUGAAGCAAAUUCUGCAAACGAAAUGAAUCAUACAAAUGUUUCCAUUGGACAAAAGGGUUCAUCCUAA
Messenger RNA from Diversispora eburnea, 596 nucleotides. Lineage: Eukaryota; Fungi; Glomeromycota; Glomeromycetes; Diversisporales; Diversisporaceae. The record is from the annotation of a GenBank genome assembly.